UUACGGCCUGUAGAGACAAGCUCAACGUGUUCAAUGCUCAUCCUUGACUCUCAAGGCCGUUUCUGCUCCAGCACGUUUAUCUGGGAGCUGACACGCCCGUGGCCUCGUCUCAUUCAGCAUAUAUAAAGUGUCUGAGGGACGCUGGGGUUUACUGACACAGAGACAUCAUUCAGUGAUUCAGUGAUUCAGUGAUCCAGUGAUUCAGAAAGCAGCACAAUGUUACCUGCAACUUUUAAACUGUGCGCCGGCAUUUCAUACAGACACACGAGGAACAUGACGGGUUUGAGGAGAAAUGCCAUGAUGGCCAUCCACCAUGAGCUGAGCAAACUGUCCGGCCCUGGACCAAGCAUGUGGGUCAGAAACAUCCGCCGCAGGAGCUCGCUGCUCUGUAGCAGGAUCAAGGAGGAGACUUUGGGUGAAUUGGAGCAGGGUUAUGUGCAACAGGGUCAAGAGGCGCUACAGAAGUCCAUCAGCAUCCUCAGUGAUCCAGAUGGCUGGCAAACUGAGAUAGAGACGUUGACUGGAGAUAAAGUGCUCAGUAAGGUUCUCCCGGACAUCGGCAAGGUCUUCAGGCUGGAGGUGGUUCUGAACCAGCAGCCUGACGAUCUGUAUGAGGAGCUGGUGGAGAACAUGGAGCGCAUGGGGGAGUGGAACCCCAACGUCAAACAAGUCAAGAUCCUACAGAAGAUCAACCAAGACACCAUGGUGACCCAUGAGGUUUCUGGAGAGACGCCGGGUAACGUGGUGGGUCCGAGGGAUUUUGUUAGCGUGCGCUGUACUAAGCGCAGAGGCUCAACCUGCUUCCUGGCCGGGAUGUCGACUCAACAUCCCAGCAUGCCUGAGCAAAAGGGCUUCGUCCGAGCUGAGAACGGGCCGACGUGCAUCGUGAUGAGGCCGAGCGCAGACGAUCCCAACAAGACCAAGUUCACCUGGUUACUGAGUUUAGACCUGAAGGGCUGGAUUCCCAAAGCAGUGAUAAACCGAGUUCUCUCCCAGACCCAGGUGGAUUUUGCUAAUCAUCUCCGAGACAGAAUGGCUAACAACAUCAGAAUGGAGGCAACGGUGGCCUGCUGACAUUAUUUUACACACACGGCAAACGUUUAUUACUCGUAUUAAUCUCCAUCCACUCAUAACAUCACAGAUUCUGACAUCUCAAAUCUAUCGUAAGUGACGGAGCAGGAUUACGUAUCGCUCUGAGAACUACACAACAUUUAUUCUAUAACACUCACAUACAGCACCAGACUAUACACUUAAUCCAGACCCCGCUUUCCUUAGCUGCUAAAAUAAACAGGAAGUCCAACAUUACAAGAUUUAUUUAUUUCUAAAAUGUUUAGUAAUUCUUACUGUAUUUUUUUAUAGAACAGCUCAGAACCGAAGGGCUCGAAUGUAAACAAUUAGACAGGAUGAAUGCUCUGAAGCUAGCAGGCUAACGUAGCUAACAAGCGGCGGAAUUCUGUACCUUCUGAUUCUUGAAAAACUUCCUGGGUUCAAAACAUGACCUCAUUACUCGUCUGUGGAUCCUGACAAGAUUGCAAAGCUGCAUGGAAGUCUGUGGCCUUCUGUUUAGCAUUGCACAACUAAAUUGUUUAGUUAACAAUCAUUAACAGCAACUUUAUUCUUAUUAUUAAUAAACAACCAGUACAAGGUACAUUAUAAAAGUCUAUAGAUACAAACAUCACAGAGGUAAAAACUGUCUACAUUUUGAAGCUGAAUCUCUUCUGGGACUCUUCUGACCCAGCGCUCAGAGACGACUCAGAGUCGAUUCACAGUCGAUUCUGAUUCUGGACUAAUGAGUUUGUGAUGAAGUGGAGCACAGACAGAUCUCAUCUCAUGCUAAACUGAAUCCAUAAGCAGUAGUUAGAUUAAUAACAUCAGCCUCGGAGCUUCAGUACGGCUCCACGGGCAGAAUAUGUUGUAAUAUGUUGAGUAUAUUUUUAUUCCAAGAUGUUACCCGUCUGACGUUAGUCUACCUUCAGGUUCCGAGCUGUCGUUAUAUUUUUAUGGAAAGCUACGUAUUUAUUUUGCCUGUAUGUGACUCUACAUGUCUGUUCAAUAAAAGAAUUGAAUGUG
This is a messenger RNA of Tachysurus fulvidraco (yellow catfish), 2070 nucleotides long. It is a transcript of the gene star, whose product is annotated as steroidogenic acute regulatory protein. The transcript has 7 exons. The record is from RefSeq and is a predicted model, not a curated record. NCBI's taxonomy places the organism in Eukaryota, Metazoa, Chordata, Actinopteri, Siluriformes, Bagridae. Bases 217 to 1074 code for a protein of 285 amino acids. Gene Ontology annotation, biological process: intracellular cholesterol transport; steroid biosynthetic process; regulation of steroid biosynthetic process. Gene Ontology annotation, molecular function: cholesterol binding; cholesterol transfer activity. Gene Ontology annotation, cellular component: mitochondrial intermembrane space; mitochondrion.